Ochotona princeps (American pika) is the source of this 609-nucleotide messenger RNA. RefSeq names its product coiled-coil-helix-coiled-coil-helix domain containing 5 (gene CHCHD5). The record is from RefSeq and is a predicted model, not a curated record. The coding region runs from base 117 to 476 and encodes 119 amino acids. The transcript has 3 exons. NCBI's taxonomy places the organism in Eukaryota, Metazoa, Chordata, Mammalia, Lagomorpha, Ochotonidae.
GCGUCAAGCCUGACUGCCGCAUCUUCCAGGCUCCGUCUCAGGAUCCCCAGCCUCGCGUGAACCCCAGCCCUAACUCUGACCUCGCUGAGAACUCCUCUCCUAGCCCAUGGCCUGAAAUGAUCCUCAGCCCGCCCUGUCCCCACAGGCAGGCCGCUCUGGAGAUCACUGCCCGCUACUGCAGCCGGGAGCUGGAACAGUAUGGCCAGUGUGUGGCAGCCAAGCCUGAGUCCUGGCAGCGGGACUGUCACCACCUGAAGAUGAGCAUUGCUCGGUGCACAUCCACCCACCCGAUCAUCCGCCAGAUCCGCCAGGCCUGUGCUGAGCCCUUUGAGGCCUUUGAGGAGUGUCUGCGCCAGAACGAGGCCACGGUGGGCAACUGUGCGGAGCACGUGCGCCGCUUCCUGCAGUGUGCUGAGCAGGUGCGGCUGCCGCCUUCAUCCACGACGGUAGAGGCGCAGCCACUCCCCGCCUCUUGAGGACUCCUUUGGCUGCAGGAAAGCUGGAUAGGAAUACAUGGUCCCUUGGUGUUUCCACUUCUGAAGAGUGGCCGACUGGAGCCCUCAUUUUCCUGGAUGUUGGGACUCCCAAUAAAUGAGACUACACACUGGG